AUUUCGCUGCUUUUCACCAUGUCAGACCAUCAAUACAAAUUCAAUGUCACCAUGAGCUGCGGGGGUUGCUCUGGUGCCGUGGAACGAGUCCUCAAGAAGUUAAAUGGUGUCAAGUCCUUUGAUGUGAAUUUGGAGUCUCAGACCGCCCUUGUGGUGGCUGACGAGACUUUACCCUAUGAAACAGUGUUGGCAACGAUCAAGAAGACUGGGAAAGGAGUUAAUAGUGGGGAGGCUGAUGGUGUCGCUCGGGAAGUCUGAGGGGUGUGCACAGGAGUGGUGCAUAUCAAGCGACUCAGCAGCCUUCUAAACCCAGCCCGGCUUCUGCUGCUGCUUUCUGGCAUUUUAUUUUGUCAACCGUGCAAGAAAACCCUGCAGAUCUUGUUUUUCAUGCAGAUGGCAGCCUUGCCCAUUUACUUUGGUUAGGGACAUGAUUAAGGGCAUUCAUUAGACCAGGCUUUGAUGUGCACAAGGUAGUUCAGAAUAAUUACAUAAGAAGUAUUGCACUUGUCAUAUUCACUGUUGACAUGUG
Messenger RNA from Aspergillus heteromorphus CBS 117.55, 529 nucleotides. RefSeq names its product copper metallochaperone ATX1. NCBI's taxonomy places the organism in Eukaryota, Fungi, Ascomycota, Eurotiomycetes, Eurotiales, Aspergillaceae. Gene Ontology annotation, molecular function: metal ion binding; copper chaperone activity. The record is from RefSeq and is a predicted model, not a curated record. Gene Ontology annotation, cellular component: cytosol. The transcript is spliced from 2 exons. The coding region runs from base 19 to 258 and encodes 79 amino acids. Gene Ontology annotation, biological process: copper ion transport.